This is a messenger RNA of Scleropages formosus (Asian bonytongue), 2103 nucleotides long. RefSeq names its product hormonally up-regulated neu tumor-associated kinase. The transcript has 9 exons. The coding region runs from base 1 to 2103 and encodes 700 amino acids. Gene Ontology annotation, cellular component: cytoplasm. Gene Ontology annotation, molecular function: ATP binding; protein serine/threonine kinase activity. Gene Ontology annotation, biological process: intracellular signal transduction; protein phosphorylation. Lineage: Eukaryota; Metazoa; Chordata; Actinopteri; Osteoglossiformes; Osteoglossidae. The record is from RefSeq and is a predicted model, not a curated record.
AUGCCAGCGGCGGUCACGGCUGUCCUGGAGCCAGGGGGGAUGGUGUCGGCGCCCGGGUGCCUUGGCAAGGUCCCCCGGGACGCUCUGAAGAGCUUCCCCCACAGCAAGCGGGUCGGGAGCUACCUGGUGGGGAAAAUGAUCAACAAAGGCUCCUUCGCCAAGGUGAUGGAGGGCCUGCACAUCUGCAGCGGAGAGAAGGUGGCCAUCAAAGUGAUCGACAAGAAGAAGGCCAAGCAGGACUCAUACGUGCUGAAGAACAUGAAGCGAGAGCCUCACAUCCACCAGAUGAUCCGGCACCCCAACGUGGUGCAGCUCUACGAGACCCUGGAGACGGAGAACUCGUACUACAUGGUGAUGGAGCUCUGCGUGGGGGGCGACCUCAUGGAGCGUCUCUGCGAGCGCCAGCGGCUGGGGGAGAGGGAGGCGCGCCGCUACGCGCGUCACAUCCUGUCCGCCGUGGAGCACCUGCACCGUCACGGCGUGGUGCACAGGGAUUUAAAAAUCGAAAAUUUCCUCUUGGAUGAAAACAACAACAUUAAGGUAGUUGACUUUGGCCUGAGCAACACCCUGAAGGCGGAGGCCCUGUCCCCGGAGCUGCUCCACACGCAGUGCGGCAGCCCCGCCUACGCCGCACCAGAGCUCCUGGCACACAGGAAGUACGGGCCCAAGGUGGACGUGUGGUCCGUGGGUGUGAGCACAUUCGCCAUGCUGACAGGCACCCUGCCCUUCACCGUGGAACCGUUCAACAUAAAGCAGCUCCACCAAAAGAUGGUCAACGGUGAAAUCGGCACCUUCCCCUCAGACAUCAGUAAAGCGGCCGUCCAGUUCGUGCUGACCCUGCUGGAACCCGACCCCGAAAAGCGGCCGAGUGUUCGCGAGGCCAUGGAGCAGAAGUGGCUCAACGAAGGCUACUCCAGAAGGCCUCUGAACUGCAUCCUCUACAAAAACAGACUCGAGCCAGAUGAAUUGAACCCAACCGUGCUGAACUACAUGACCGAGUCCCUGGGCUAUGGGCUCUCUGACAUCAUGCACACGCUGAUCAACAACCGGCCAUCUUCGAUCAUGGCCACCUAUUGCCUGCUGGUAAAGAAACUGGAGAAGCAUCAGAAGGGGGCUAAGAGCUCGAAGAAGGAGAAUUCAGUCAACCGGAAAAGUAAGCCAUCCAGCAAAUCUCUAGGAAAUCCAAGUGAAGACACAGAGCUAGAAGACACCAGGAACACAAUGGACAGCUCACCCAGGGAAGACAUACUGAAGGCUGAAGGCAACGGACCCCCUCCACCUGCAGCAUCAUUAUCAGCAGAGGGCAUCACUGAUGAUGAGAUCACCAUCACACUGGAGAACAAAGAACCACUGUUCCCUGAGGUUUCUGCUUUUGCAGACAGAGAACUUGUUCAUCUAUCGUCUCCAAAGACCUCAGACAAAGAGCGGAGUGAUUCCAAGUUGUUGGAGACAUCACCCUGUGACACGUCAGUCAGUGGGGGCCUGAGGAGGGACAUCAAUGGGGCCCUCAAGCCUCAGAAGCUGCUUGAGCCAAAUGGCCCAGUGGAGUUGGUCAGCCACACCACAAACGAGAAGCUGGAGAAGAUUCAGACUUUCUACCUGGAAAAAGGUGUCACUCCCAGGGCUCUUCUGGAGAACCGAGGUCACAGUCGCAGUCCGGAGCACCAGGACACACGAGUCAGGGAGUUUCUCCAUGUCAUGGAGGAGAAGCCGUCACCUGGAGGGCGGUGGCACCCCCCAGGCCCCGGGGAAUCUCCACAUACCCCUCCGUCUCCUUUGCCCAAGCUGCACCAUGCCGGCCUCAGGGAUGGCAUCACUCGAAAGCUCACAUGGGUGGGCGUGGCACGGCACAGCUCAGGCAGGUCUCCACUCCUGAUGAAUGGGUCCCGACCCCCCAUGUUCCCAUCCUCGCGUCAGCAGACCCUCAUCAUCAAGAGCUUAAGACACCCCAGAGAGAGGAUUCGUGGCCCAGCUUUCUCUGCAGGGGACACCACAGUCAAGUGCAACACUGUCCAGCUCAGGAACUCACACAAGGGCCCUGAGCUGAACCUUCCAGUAUUGGCACCCCCCUCCAGACCCAGGCUGCCAAGAGGCCAAAGUUGA